Molecule: messenger RNA, 2108 nt
Organism: Megachile rotundata (alfalfa leafcutting bee)
Lineage: Eukaryota; Metazoa; Arthropoda; Insecta; Hymenoptera; Megachilidae
Gene: jeb
Product: low-density lipoprotein receptor domain-containing jelly belly protein
Biological process (GO): positive regulation of MAPK cascade
Cellular component (GO): terminal bouton
Molecular function (GO): transmembrane receptor protein tyrosine kinase activator activity; protein binding
Source: RefSeq, a predicted model, not a curated record
CACAGUUUUGCACAUUUUUCGGGCACCUGUUGAUCUCUCACUCGUCCUACAUAGCCACUUUUACCGCACUCUAAAGUCGUUCGGUGAGUUCGAUGUGGUCGCUGCACGCCGUGUCACCGCACGUAGAACGUCUUGCCGGUACUGCACCAGCUCCCGUGCACCGGAAGUCGAUCGCCGGGGCAACGGACCCACCGGCGGGUCCCUCCGAGGGCGUACGAUCCGUAGGGACCGAACGCGGCUGUCCGCGAGAAGGCUUACACGGAGAGCUGGGCCGGAUCGUUGAAUCCCGCCGGAAGCUAUGGUUAUGGGAGCGAGCUGGAUAGAAGGAAGCAGCGGUAAGCGAUCGAACGGGAGACCCAGGAGAAAGAUAGUUCGAUUAUGAGUACGUAACUGUGGCCGAUCGAUCGGGUUUCAUUGUUGCCCAUGUACUGUCGAGCACCCUGAAAAGCAUCAGCACCAGCACCUCUGAUCACGGCACUGCAUUUGAUCCCGAAUCGGAGGGAGCCUUGUUCUUUACCUAACGACCUGAUUUCAGGACGAGGAACGCGUCGUUAACGGGAUACGAAGCUUGACACGCGGGAAAGGAACCGACAAGAAUGAUCAGUAGUGGUUCGAGCGCGUUUUAAGAAACGUCAUCUCCCAUGUGACGGUGGUAGCCGACACGGUUAUCGAUUGAUCGCCGGUCAUCGCUCAUCCGCGUUUUCUUCCCCCGCGGACUUCCCCUAUCCCCGUCCAGCCUCUAAACGAACAAAAAGUCGGCCUAAACCCCCUAAACAAGUGUUGUGCCUUUCGAUCGGGCAGCGAGGCGAGCGCAGAUCCGCGAACGUAGCCGAGUGACACUGAGCAGGCCUCGUCAGUCGUCGUCUAACAGGACGACGCGUCAAAAGGACACAUAUAUGAUGGCGGUGUGCAUGUUCUGGCUUCUCACGUACGUGGGACAAGGGCUAGAUCUGGCCGUGGGCAAUCGGCCGGUGAUCAUCAUGCAGGGCGCACAGCAGGAACAGGACUACCGGCACGGCGGCAUCAGAAAGAAGAGCGAGCUCGGCUCCUCGGUUGGCAAUAACCUGUUGCACUUCAGGAUAUAUCCUCCCGAGGCGUCUCACCGGGACGACUUGUCCAACUGGUUGCUGUUGAACGACGAGCCGCGGAUCUCUUCGUGGACUCCGGCCGGCAUAUUGAUCGACGACAUGAUCAGGGAGCCCAGGGAGCUGCAGACGGUGUUCUUCGCCCUCUCGCCGGCGAUGCUGAACGUACUCUACUCGGAGUACAUGAACACCGCCACCCAACCCGGAGAACAGUUCCUGCACCCUGUGGAGGAUCAACCGAACGGUCAUAUAGGCCAGCAACGUAUGAAGAAGCUGCGGAUAGACUGCAAACACUCCAGGAACACCGUUAGCCUACCUAUCAGGGUGUGCGACGACGAGGCCGGCCGUAAAACGCUCCCGGAAACCAGACAAUCCAACUACGACGAUCUAUUCGAGCAGAAGAAAUUCAACGCUGCUGCGAACCUGAAGACUGAUCCGAUAGCGAGGGCUGACAAGUCCAGGGAUUAUCAGGGACCCGGUUUCGUAGCCAGGCCACCGUUCCCGUUGGAUGCUGCCAAGCUUCCUGGAAAGAGAAGCCAAAUGCCUGUCGGACGACGCUCCAUCGACCUACCCGGUGAAGCUGCCCAGCAUCAAGCUCAACCUCCGUCAUCCCCUGGGAACAGCGUCAGCGUUGCUUCUCAACUUAUGCUCAGAUCAACCAGGGGUAGCAUACAGUACGACGUGCCGCAGAUUGAAUGUCCAAUCUCAGAAGACGGGAUGGAAAGGUUUGCGUGUCCCACUGCAGACAGAAUGGGUAGAUAUCACUGCAUCGACGAUCACGCCUUGUGCGACGGUUUUAUAGACUGCCCUACGGGCGAAGACGAGGACAGGCAAGCCUGCAUGUUUUACAAAACUACGAAAGCUCACCUUGACGUAUUGGCAGAUGCCAUUUUGCGAUGGGCAAGAGGACGCUAAUUCCUUUGUUGACGACGAACCUCUGACCUAUGCAUAAAAUCAUAAGUCUGACGAGUUUACUUCUUUAUACAUUCACCUAUAUAUAUAUAAAUAUAAAUAUAAUAUAUA